UGUUUUCUUGCUCUCCUCAGAGGCUCUUCCCGCCACCAUGUUUGUCCUGGUAGAGAUGACUGACACAGUAAGAAUUCCUCCCUGGCAGUUUGAAAGAAAACUGAAUGAAUCCAUUGCUGAAGAGCUAAACAAGAAAUUGGCCAAUAAGGUUGUAUACAAUGUUGGCCUCUGCAUCUGUCUGUAUGAUAUCACAAAGCUGGAAGAUUCGUACAUAUUCCCUGGAGAUGGUGCAUCACAUACCAAAGUGCAUUUCCGCUACGUGGUCUUCCAUCCCUUCCUGGAUGAGAUUCUCAUUGGACAGAUUAAAAGCUGCAGCCAGGAUGGCGUUCACGUUUCUAUUGGAUUCUUUGAUGAUAUUGUCAUCCCACCAGAAUCCCUGCAGCAGCCAGCUAAGUUCGAUGAAGCCGAACAGGUGUGGGUGUGGGAAUAUGAGACGGAAGAAGGGGCCCAUGACCUUUACAUGGACAUCGGGGAGGAGAUCCGCUUCCGAGUCGUGGAUGAAACGUUUGUUGAUACAUCACCAACAGGUCCGAGCUCUGCAGAGGCUUCCACUUCAAAUGCCACGGAAGUCCAGAAGAAAGAGGCACCCUACACUCUUGUGGGAUCAAUCAGUGAGCCAGGCCUGGGCCUCCUGUCGUGGUGGACAAACAGUUAGCUGCAAUCGGAGCCUGCUCCCCAGAAAGUCUUUCGGGUGGAUGUUUGGGGGAUAAUGGGACCCUGCUGGUGCUCAUUGCUCCUCUGAAGCUGAAUGAGAAAUGAGACCUGCCAUUCUCUGUUUCCCCUUCAGCUUCCAACCUGCCAGAUAGAGACAGUCGCUUUCAAGAAACGUCUUCGCUGAUCUGUAGAAGUGAAUUUACAGGCACAAAAAGCCUUGAGCGCAGCAGCAACAAACUCAGCUGGAGCUUUGGUCUCCUGCCCUGGAGGGAAAACUGGGGAGGUCUUUACUUCCCUGAAUUAAGGAGUUGACUUCAGUGAGUGAAAGCAGGAGAGAAUGCAUGUCAAGAAGUAUUGCUUCCUUGGGCUGAGAGCUUGAUCUCAGAGGGGUAGAAACCUGCCCUUCUUUUGGCAGGAAAUGGAGAAGAAACAGCAAAAGAUGAGCGUUGUAGAGGUGUGGUCCUCGGGAGACCUGGAAAAUGGAGAGCGGGGGAGGUGGUGGUAAUGUUCUGCUAAGAAUGGGAACUUAACCCAUGGAUAAAGUCAGCCAAAAAGAACUGGAAUGACAGUAGUUUACCCACGAGUAAGUUAGGCUCGGUGAAGAUGACCACUGUGGAAAGCUACAGGCUGCUUAUUGUGCUGAGUGGAAAUACUGUAUUGAGUGGGCUGUAUUUACGUAGAAUGACCUAACUUUGCAGGAGUUUGACUGAAAAAAACAUAAUUAUGAACUGAAAUGGACCAAGGCUGCUUUGAGCAAGCUCAAUACUUGUUUGUGGGGGGUGUGUUAAUACCAGAAAUGGAAUAAAUAAUAAAA
Messenger RNA from Cariama cristata (Red-legged seriema), 1468 nucleotides. RefSeq names its product polymerase (RNA) III (DNA directed) polypeptide H (22.9kD) (gene POLR3H). Gene Ontology annotation, cellular component: RNA polymerase III complex. The transcript has 6 exons. Gene Ontology annotation, biological process: DNA-templated transcription; transcription initiation at RNA polymerase III promoter. The coding region runs from base 38 to 655 and encodes 205 amino acids. NCBI's taxonomy places the organism in Eukaryota, Metazoa, Chordata, Aves, Cariamiformes, Cariamidae. The record is from RefSeq and is a predicted model, not a curated record. Gene Ontology annotation, molecular function: DNA-directed RNA polymerase activity; DNA binding.